Messenger RNA from Triplophysa rosa, 2140 nucleotides. It is a transcript of the gene prkag3b, whose product is annotated as protein kinase, AMP-activated, gamma 3b non-catalytic subunit. The coding region runs from base 504 to 1799 and encodes 431 amino acids. NCBI's taxonomy places the organism in Eukaryota, Metazoa, Chordata, Actinopteri, Cypriniformes, Nemacheilidae. The transcript is spliced from 12 exons. The record is from RefSeq and is a predicted model, not a curated record.
ACAUCUCGCAUCCAUUUCACUAAUGUUUUAGGCCAAAAACCCACAUGAAGUCAUUUGGCGUCCAUAGAGAGUUGCAGUAUGAAGAAAACUGGCAUGCACAACACAACGUGCCACAGUAAUUACUCCGUCCACAUGAGUAUCCAGUGACAGUGAAAUCUGACCGGAUCCAGGCUAACAGGGACAUGAUGAACGCAAGAUAAUCAUCAGGUCUCAGGAAGCAAAAAUACUCGCAUCUGCAAAUAAAUGAUGGUGUUGGGUGUCCAAGAGGUGUGAAGAACUGUGAUCACUGCUUAAACCCACAUCAGAAGUCUCUGUACUGAGUUUAUCCGUUAGAUGUAACUUUAUAAAUACCUGUUGAGGUUUGAUGUAGCUUAAGUUCAAACUGUCUCAAAAGUAUAUUGUGGGUUUUAUGAUCGAGUUCCUGGAUGUGCAAUGCCCAUCUUCAUGCCAAUCGGGACCAGCUCUAGUUUUAUUUACCCCUCAAGUGCCCUGUUGCCUCGUGUAUGGCAUGUGUGUAUGGGUGUUGUGUAUACACAGCCACAACAUCUGUGAUUCUCCUCCCCCUCUCAUGGCCCUCCCUCUGCAUGCCAGGACCGGCUCUUUCUCCUGAUUUAGAUUUUGCUCUGCAUGCGGGGACUGGAGUGCAGCUGAAGUAUGCUCUAGUCAGGCCAGCUCCGCCACCGAAAACCCCUUUGUCUCCAGACAUGGACCCUCUGACGGAGAGCCCCUCUAUGGAGGAUGAAGGACUAACCAUGAAGAGGACAGGUCCUCUGCAAGAUCCCGACUUGGAUGUGUACGCCAAGUUUUUCAUGAGUCACUGCUGCUACGAUGCCAUUCCAACCAGCUCCAAACUGGUCAUUUUCGACACAACCCUGCAGGUGAAGAAAGCAUUUUUUGCACUGGUUGCAAAUGGUGUGAGAGCUGCGCCUUUAUGGGACAACAAGCUGCAGUGUUUUGUAGGAAUGCUUACCAUUACAGACUUUAUCAACAUUCUCCAUCGUUACUACAAAUCUCCUAUGGUACAGAUCUAUGAGCUGGAAGAACACAAGAUUGAGACAUGGAGAGAGGUCUAUCUACAGUGUUCUCUCAAGUCUCUGGUCAGCAUCACACCUGAAUCCAGCCUCUUUGAAGCCAUUUAUUCUUUACUGAAGCACAAGAUUCAUCGUCUGCCCGUCAUAGAUCCAGAAUCGGGGAACGUCCUCCACAUACUGACCCAUAAACGCAUCCUCAAGUUCUUGCACAUCUUUGUAAGAGCUUCUGUUAUUCUCCAAAAUGAGUUUCAUGUUGACAGUGGCAAUAUCUCGACUAAAUAUAUGUUUUGUAAAUCACAGGGCUCCAUGAUCCCAAAGCCGCAGUUCUUACAGAAGCGGAUUGAGGAAGUUGAAAUCGGUACUUUCAAGAGUAUCGCGACUGUCAGGGAGACAGAAACUGUUUAUGAUGCUCUAUCAAUAUUUGUAGAGCGACGGGUCUCCGCCCUGCCCGUUGUCAAUGAGCAAGGGAAAGUAGUGGCGCUGUACUCCAGGUUUGAUGUCAUUAAUUUGGCGGCGCAGAAAAACUACAACAAUCUGAACAUGACAAUGCAGGCGGCCCUUCAGAGCCGUUGUGGCUGUAUUGAGGGGGUGCUGAAAUGUUACCCUCAUGAAACUCUUGAAAUCAUCAUCGAUCGCAUCGCUGAGGCAGAGGUUCACCGUCUGGUGUUAGUGGACAAAGAGGAUGUGGUGAGGGGCAUCGUCUCGCUCUCUGAUUUGCUUCAGGCAUUGGUGUUGACUCCUGCAGGUGUUGAUGCACUCUUCUCUUGACACCUGUGGAGGAAUUCCUCCUCACAACAGAAAUUGACUGAGCCUUGAAGAUGUGAAUGAUUGAAGACUGAAAGUGUAAAUAUUUUGUAAACGUUGCUGGCACCUUGGGAUUUGAUGUAUCACUUAAAGUGUUGUUUUUCAAUAUUACUUGUAUAUUUGUAUCAUUUUUAUUUUUAAGGAACUGCCGCAUAAUCAUUUGAAUUGUGCUAGUUUUAUGUCGGUAUAAAAGUACACUGCAGACAUUUUGUAACAUACUGUUUAACAAUGCCAAUCCGGCAAAAACCUUUUUGUUAAAAACUGCUUAACUCCUGAUCCUCACAUUAAAAACAGAUCAACUGUUA